Doryrhamphus excisus (bluestripe pipefish) is the source of this 2387-nucleotide messenger RNA. The record is from RefSeq and is a predicted model, not a curated record. Lineage: Eukaryota; Metazoa; Chordata; Actinopteri; Syngnathiformes; Syngnathidae.
CCGAGCCUCCCGACCAUGUGUGAGGGUCUUCAGCCACACGCCUUACCAGAAGAUGGCGGUAAUGCACACCACAAUUGCUUGCCAACCGCCAAUAAACGACAGAAGAAGGAGGAGGAGAAGAAGAAGAAACCCACGAAGAAGAAACAACAGCACCUCUUCCACGAGUGGCGUGAAAUGGAGGACACGCGGAAAAGUGCAGACUCUGGCGAGAUGAACGCAGUUCCCGAAAGGACCCAGAAGAAGAAGAAGGAGAAAAGGAAGCGGGACGUCGAGCAAGAGGGAGACGGGAUGUUCAGCAUCAACGAGAAGCUGUCUGACAGAGGAGACUCAGACAGCGAGGACAGCGUCUACUCCGGCCUCCAGGAUUCAGGGAGCGACAGUGAUGAUGAUGAUGAUGAUGAUGAUGAUGAAGCACAGGAUGACAACUUGAAGGAUGGAGACAGUGGACGAACAGAGGAAUAUGACCACGACUCAUCAGAUGAAGAAGAUAUCAGGAACACAGUGGGGAACAUUCCCAUGGAGUGGUACAAAGACUUCCCUCACAUUGGCUACGAUUUAGACGGGAAGAAGAUUUACAAGCCAAUCAGGAACAAGGACGAGCUAGAUGAGUUCUUGGAGAAGAUGGACAACCCGGACUACUGGAGAACCGUCACUGACAAGCAGACCGGAAGUGACAUCAUCCUGUCAGAUGAGCAGGUGGAGCUGGUGAAGCGGCUGCAGCGAGGACAGUUUGGAGACGUCAGCUUUGAUGAGUACCAGCCUUGGGUGGAUUUCUUCACUAAAGACGUGAUGCUUCAUCCCGUGACCAACAGACCAGCAGACAAACGCAGCUUCAUCCCGUCACUCAUUGAGAAGGAGAAAGUCUCCAAACUAGUCCAUGCCAUCAAGAUGGGCUGGAUCAAGCCUCGCCAGGGGAAAGAUGACAGCAGAGGCCACUACUAUGACCUCUGGGGCAAUGAAGACUCUUCUCUCCUGGCCCGACACAGAAUGCACCUCCCUGCCCCUAAAACCCCUCUGCCUGGCCACCAGGAGUCCUACAACCCUCCACCAGAGUACCUGUUCACCGAUGAAGAGCAAGCUCUGUGGGAGCAGCAGGAUCCCUCAGACAGGAAGUUGCCCUUUGUUCCCAGAAAGUUCUCCAGCCUCCGUCAGGUGCCAGCCUUUCCUCGUUUCAUCCAUGAGAGAUUUGAGCGUUGCCUGGACCUUUACCUGUGCCCUCGCCAGAGGAAGAUGAGGGUCAACGUCAAUCCAGAAGAUCUGAUUCCAAAGCUUCCUAAACCCAAGGACCUCCAGCCCUUCCCUACCACUCAGUCCCUGGUUUAUGAAGGUCACAGCAGUUUGGUUCGUUCCAUCAGUGUUUCUCCAUCAGGACAGUGGCUGGCUUCAGGGAGUGAUGACGGUUCUGUCCGGUUCUGGGAGGUCAGUUCGUCUCGCUGUGUCAAGGUGGUCCAGGUGGGCAGAGCAGUGAAGACCGUGUGCUGGAAUCCCAACCCGUCUGUGUGUCUGCUGGCUGUCGCCCUGGAAUCGCUGGUGUUCAUCCUGUCUCCCUCCUUAGCGGACAGAGAGGUGGUCUCGGCCUCGGAACGUCUCCUUGCCGGUCAGCAGGAGGCGGUUCCUACAGAUGUAGCGGGGCCUGUUACCUGGGUGGACGCGGAAAAGGAGGAGCAUAACCACGGCAUCCGCCUCAAGAUCCAACAUCCCAAACCUGUCCAGCAGGUGGUGUGGCACACCAAGGGUGACUACCUAGCGGCCGUGAUGCCGGACCACUCCAGCCAUCAGCAGGUGUUUAUCCACCAGCUCAGCAGAAGAAGGAGCCAGAACCCCUUCAGACGCAACAAAGGCCUGGUUCAGUGCGUAUCAUUCCACCCCAUCCGGCCGUACUUCUUUGUGGCAACCCAGCGCUCCAUCCGCAUCUACAAUCUGGUCAAGCAAGAGAUGAGCAAGAAACUCCAGGCCAACUCCAAGUGGAUCUCCAGCAUGGCUGUCCAUCCUGGAGGUGAUCAUGUGAUCUGUGCAAGUUACGACUGCCGACUGAGCUGGUUUGACCUGGACCUCUCAACCAAACCCUAUAAGAUGCUACGACAUCACAAGAAGGCAGUGAGGAGCGUGGCGUACCACAGACUUUACCCGCUAUUUGCCUCAGCAUCUGACGAUGGCUCAGUGAUCGUCUGCCAUGGAACCGUAUACAAUGACCUGCUGCAGAAUCCCCUCAUUGUUCCAGUCAAGGUUCUGAAAGGUCAUGUGAUCACUCACGACCUUGGUGUUCUAGAUGUGACCUUUCACCCCACACAACCUUGGAUCUUCUCGUCUGGCGCUGAUGCCACCAUCCGACUGUUCACAUAGCAGCCUGUCAAUCAUGGAUGACUUUUUCUAAUAAACAAAAUGAA